GGAGACUUCGGGCCCGGCUGGCGGGCGGCGCCGGGAGCGCGGGGGCGGCGGGCCCGGGUCGAGCAUGUAGCGGCUGCUGGCGGCGGGGCUCCCGGGGCGGGCCGGGCGGGCCGCGGGAGCCGCACGCGGCGAUAUGGAAGAGGAGGGCAAGAAGGGCAAGAAGCCUGGAAUUGUCUCGCCAUUUAAACGAGUAUUCCUAAAAGGUGAAAAGAGUAGAGAUAAGAAAGCCCAUGAGAAGGUGACAGAGAGGCGCCCUCUGCACACUGUGGUGUUGUCAUUGCCUGAGCGCGUCGAGCCAGACAGACUGCUGAGCGACUAUAUUGAGAAGGAGGUAAAGUAUUUAGGUCAGUUAACGUCCAUACCAGGAUACCUGAAUCCCUCCAGUAGGACUGAAAUCCUGCAUUUCAUAGACAAUGCAAAGAGAGCCCACCAGCUUCCGGGACACUUGACUCAGGAGCACGAUGCUGUGCUCAGCCUGUCUGCGUACAACGUCAAGCUGGCCUGGAGGGACGGGGAGGAUAUCAUCCUCAGGGUGCCCAUCCAUGACAUCGCCGCCGUCUCCUAUGUUCGGGAUGACGCUGCACACCUGGUGGUCCUGAAGACAGCCCAGGACCCAGGGAUCUCCCCCAGCCAGAGUCUGUGUGCGGAAAGUUCCAGAGGCCUCAGUGCAGGCUCCCUGUCGGAGAGUGCAGUUGGGCCCGUGGAGGCAUGCUGCCUGGUCAUCCUGGCUGCAGAGAGCAAGGUCGCUGCGGAGGAGCUUUGCUGUCUGCUAGGCCAGGUCUUCCAGGUUGUUUACACGGAGUCCACCAUCGACUUUCUGGACAGAGCGAUAUUUGAUGGGGCCUCUACCCCGACCCACCACCUGUCCCUGCACAGCGGACCAUGGCCAGACCCAUGGGAAGCUGCUCAGGCUGCCCUGGGAGGCCAGCUGGCAGUGGUGGAGCAGUGGCAGAUGGGGAAGAAUGGAAGGUACCCCAGAGCUGUCUCUUCCUGCAUGGCCCACACAGCAUUUUCAGGAGUCUGUUAGUCCAUUGAAAACACUUCAUCAGCAAGCUCACUUGAGUUAAGUCUUCAAAAACAUCAUCUGUUUUUCAGAUGUAUUACUUAUUGAGGAUUAAUGGGUUAUAUAAAUUGAGGUGCAUAAAAAGCUGUUGGAGGCUGGGUGUGGUGGCUCAUGCCUGUAAUCCCAGCACUUUGGGAGGCUGAGGCGGGCGGAUCACCUGAGGUCGGGAGUUCAAGACCAGCCUGACCAACAUGGAGAAACCCUGUCUCUACUAAAAAAUACCAAGAAAAAAAAAAAGGCUGUUGGAAACAGUGCGGCUUGUUGAGUACAAUUUCUUCUUUUUACGGAGAUAAGUCCCAGCCCUCUGCCCUUUCCCCAGUAACUCGCACAUCUCAGUGAAGAGAGUAAAUGGUGGAGAAGCCUGUGCUGGUGUGAGGGCUGCUCCUCAGUGCCUCCUUCUUCCCUUUCUUGCUGCUGGUGCCAGAGCCCUUUGUGGGCACUACACGCCUUGUGUUGGCCCAGCAGCUGCAGAGAGACAGCUGCUGAGCUCUCAGGCAUCCUCUCUAUCUCAUUUAGUCCUCGGUGGCCCAGCGAGAUAGGUGCAAUCUUCAUCCCCAUUUUAGAGAUGGGGAAGUGGAGGCUUAGAAGUCAACAGCUUAUCCAGAGGAAUGUACCAUAUGAGUAGCAGAUGAUUUAUCGAGCUGUAAUUAAACAUUCAGUUUUAGUGCGACUGGUUUGGCCCUUGUGCUUUAAAAUUCCCAAAGGGCCUUUUUUUCUUUAAUAAUUUUUUUUUUACUGAGAAGUACACAAGUCAUACAUGUACAGUUGAAUGAAUUUUCAUAAAGUAAACACAUCAUGUAACACCACUACUGGGGGUUGCUGAAGUGGGCUUCUUCCCCUGCCAGCCUUUCCCAAGACCUCCCCGUGGGAUCCACACACAGAUGUGCACACGUUACGCACAUGCAUGCAUUCUCUGCUUAUUUCUGCCUUGGAGUUUUGCUUGCUGUGUUCUCUCUACUACAGCUAUGCCAAAACAUAGCAGCAUAAACAGCAGAAAUAUAUUCUCUUAUAAUUCUAUACGUUAAGAGUCCAUUGUGGGUCCCACUGGGCUAAAGUUGAGGUGUCCACAGGGCUGGUUCCUUCUGGAGGCUCCAGAGAAGAAGCCAUUUCCUUGUCUUUCCAGCUCCUAAAGGCGGCUGCAUGCCUUGGCUCAUGGCCCUUCCUCUGUCUUCACAGCCAGCCACGUGACCUCUUCCACAGUCACAUCUUCCUUUGACUGUCAGCUUCCUCUGCAUUUCAGGACUCUUGCAAUCACAUUGAGCCCACCCAAAUUCUCCAGGGUCAUCUCCCUAUUUCAAG
Messenger RNA from Homo sapiens (human), 2362 nucleotides. It is a transcript of the gene CCM2, whose product is annotated as CCM2 scaffold protein. NCBI's taxonomy places the organism in Eukaryota, Metazoa, Chordata, Mammalia, Primates, Hominidae. Gene Ontology annotation, biological process: endothelium development; vasculogenesis. The record is from RefSeq and is a predicted model, not a curated record. Gene Ontology annotation, cellular component: protein-containing complex; cytoplasm. The coding region runs from base 134 to 1027 and encodes 297 amino acids. The transcript is spliced from 7 exons.